UUCUGAUGAUUCGGCGUGUCGGUUGGUUUUCCCGCUCAGAAAUCUUAGGGCACAGAACGCUUUCUUCUUUAUCUUCUCGAUGAAAGUUGGCAUCUUCAGCUGCAUAAAGACGAUGGUAUAGACUCUUGCGAAGCUCAGUUCCCCAAUCCUCGAUGUUUCUCGAAAGCGUGAUUCGUCGGAGACUGUUGUCUUGGCUGUCUCCGUGGCUCCGGCGGUCGCCGGAGCUGGAGCUGAAAGUAGGGAUUGUUCGGUCUCAUGCGAUUGCUAAGGACCUCCAGUUCGAUGUUACUGUGCUCAACGACGGCGACUCCUCGAUCUACGUCUUCGAGGAGCUCACUAUCGGAGAGUUCAGUGUUCGUUUCUCGAACUGGUCGGUCCAUUCGUUCUCGAUCGAAGUCCGCGAUGUUAAAGUCGCGUUGUCAGUCCGAGAAUCGGAACGGGAAGGUGUGAGAAAUGUGCAGAAAUCAAAGGACAGGGGGUCCAAUGAUUUGGAAAAGAAACUCUCUGCAAUGGAUCCGGAGGGUGCUGCUCUACACGAGGCUCUCAGAAAGCUAUCAGCUGCUACACCUUCAGCAAAUGGGAUCAAGGCAUCCAUUUUAAAUAUCAUAUACAGACACUGCCUGCUUGAGAUACAUGAUAUUAAGCUGCAACUGCGGUUUCCCAUGUUUAAUGAUGGUAUGACAUGGGUGUCAGAAGCAAAGGAACUGACUGUUUUUUCUCAGCAUCUUGAACGAGGGUGUCUUCUUCGAGAUAUUAUCAGCACAACUAUCACACCAUUGAGAGAGAGCUCUCUUGUCAUGAAUUUGAGAGGUUUCGAGAUUGGAUUCAAGAGAAAUGAUCAAAUAACCAAUACUUUCUUCUGCAAAGAUUUGUUGAGCUACGCCAUGCUAAGGGAUCUUCAGUUUGUAGAUCUCAAUCUUCAUGUACCAGAACUAAAAAUUUCAUCUUCCCCACUUGACGUCACAGUUUUAUUUCUGUGUUGGGAAGUGUUGGCUAGAAAGGUCAAGCAUCCUCGGAAUGGUAGAUACCUCUGGAAAGUUGCAGCUAUCAGAAUCAGCAAUAUGACUUCAAGUCCGAGAGUCACUCUGUACAGAUUGAUCACUAAUGUAAUUCUGUGGUUGCGUUAUCUCCACUGCUAUGAAGAUCUACUAUCUCUAGUUGGAUAUCCUUCCAUCCAUACAUUGGAAAAAUCAGCGAUGAGGCUUUCUGAAGAUAAAACAUUUAUGGGCAUGGUAAGGCACCGGUUAAAGGUGAUAUCAGACAUGGAGAAAGAACUUUACCCUGAUGCUAUAGCCCGGGCACGCAGAAUUGGUCGAUAUAGACUAUCAAAAGAAACUUCUGUGGAAGUUGUAACUGUGGGCAGGUUCACUCAUUCAUUAAAAUUUUUGUAUAGUAUGCUUGCACUUCUUACUUGCGUUAUCAGGGCAUUGUACAAAGUGCUCAAGUAUAUUGUAUCCCUGGACUUCUUGAGGACACUUUUACUUCAAGAGCAAGAAGAUGAUGGAUCUUUGGAGGGCCCUUCAGGGAAAUCUCAUCUAGAAAGUAACUUUGGCCUAAACAUUGAAACAGUUUUGUUUACUAUUUCACUAAACAAGGAGAGACAUCAUACUUUAACUGAUAAUGUGGAAACACAGAGUGGGCUCUUGUACUCAAACUUUCCUUCAUUCCAUGUGACAAUUGGUGCAAUCUCAGUGAAGUACAGUGAUAACAUCUUUGAGCAGUCUUUGCUCUUAGCCUCUGGAAAGUUUACUGUUUCGACAACAAUUCUUGGGGCUGCUUCUGCUGGUGGAAGCAGUUCAAGGUCUGCAUGGCAUGGAGCCAGAGGACAUCAAGAUGGGAAUUUAACCAGUCUGGAAACAAUAAUUUGGGGCGAGCCUCUAGCAAAUCACUUGUCUUCAGUCAUUAGAGAAUACAAAGAUACUGAUCCAGCUGUUGCUGGUGGUGGCUCAUAUUUGCAGAAAUUUCUUGGAGAAAUGUGGAUGAAAUGGCAAGCAACUUGCCAUAAAUUUGAAGAGACUGAUGCAGCAUUUACGAGUAAUCUUUUCAUUCUCUUUGAGAUCAAAAGCUAUGCGAUAUAUCCUGGCCCCAGCAGUUCAGCUUCUGGGUUUCUAAAAUGCAACCUGAUGGUAGGAAAGUUGAAUUUAGCUUUGAGAUGUUCAUCAACAGCAUCAAUUGCUUUGCUAUUCAGGCAGAUGAACCAAGCCUUUUGCUGGAGAGAGGAUAGUAGGAAUAACUUGCAUUCUGCUCAUCCCAAAGCCUCUGGGGAUCAAUCUGAUAUUAGUUGGAACAGUAAAUACAGAUACUACCUUGGUGAUGUAAAAGAGGCAUUGCUUAAAAUCCUCCCCGAGAAACAUAUUGAACUUGGUGCAUUUAUUGCUGGCCCUCAAAUUGAAAUUUCAUUUCAAAAGGAUGGCUUCAUCAAAGGCAAUAAUAUGUAUGAUGAUUGUCAAUUGGCAUUUGAGCUUCAUGACAUUGAAAUUGCUCUUUGGCCAACUUCAGAAUCUGAUUUAAAUAAAUUAACCAAAUGCAACAAAUACGGUGAUUCAGAACCCAAGAAUGUCAUGCUGGACGAGCCUUUCAAACUUGAUAUUGCAACAGCCGAUGAAGAGAAGUACAUGUCCAAGAUGCUAAUAUUACUCAGCAUAUAUCUCAGAUCGGGUGGCUUAAAGGCAUAUGUGGAGAACUUCAGAAUGAAGCAGAAAAUGCAGUUUUUUGAACUGAAUCCUUUAAUCUUUCAGCUAUCAUCCUUCAGGAAGUAUGGUCAUUCAUUUACCGGGAGUUCCAUUGCUCUUUCUGGAACUUUCUACGGGAUAGCUUCUGGCAUUACGACACAACUAUAUAUGGAUGGUAUCCAUAUUCUGGUUCAGGCAGUUCUUGAUGUACUCUCUGAGAGAAUACUUUCUGUUGAAACUGUUCCAAUUGGUCUCACUCAAGAGUCUGUAUUGAAAGAUUUGGCCUAUGCUGACUCAAAGGAUGAAGACGGUGCAAUGAAAGAAUCACUCUUUUUGGACAAGGCUACUUCUUUUCUUAUUAAGGGAGAUUUCAAGCUCUGCCAAAUUGAUCUAAUUUUGCAAAAGUCCUGGAGCAGCAACGAAUUGGGUUCUUUUAUAAAAAGCUCUGAUGCCGGAAGGAUUGGUGGACACAGUAUGCUUGAUCAUGGUAUUAGGAUGACACUUAAAGAGACAAGUAUUAAUAUGUUAUGUGAAGAGAGCAAAAUGGAAGUUCUGCUUGAUCUUUUGAAAAUUCAGUCUACUGUUUUCAGAUAUGAUAGUAAAACAAGAAGCAGCGAUUACUCUCCAUCAGAAACUUUGACAUUGUCUUCUCUUCAUAGCUUGUAUGAAACAGCCUUUUCUAAUUUGACUGUUACUUUAUGCUGGGGUUCCCCUCAGCAAGGAACAAUGAUCAGUGAAGUUGAUGGCACUGUCUCUAUAUCCGAUUCUCAUACAACUGAGACAGAUGCAAUGGCAUCUUUUCUGGGGCGCUGGUUAGUCAUAAAUAUAUCAAUUGGGGAACUCUUACUUGUGAAGAACUCUGUGAAGGAUUUUCUACUUGGCGCCCAUGAAAUGAAAAAGCUCAUAUUGUCACUUUCUGUUGGGGGAGAGUUCCAACUGGUAUCCUUGAAAAUUCAGGGUGGUCUUGUUCUGAUUGAGGUUGGUGCUUUGGCUGCCUGCUUUGGUUUAUGCGCUUCAUAUAUUCAGUUUGUACAAGAUUUUCUACACUCUGUACAAUCCUCUUGUAAGCACACUGGCAAAACUGAACAUGUGGCCAGUACAAUCACUUUGAAUGGCAAUCCUAGCGAGGAUGAUAUCCGAGAGGUGCUUCAUUCUUCAGACCAAAAUGGAUCGGAACAAAUGAAAGUUUUUACCCUACAGAUGUCUCAAUUUUCUUUAGUUUUGGCAGCAGAAGAGGAAUCUGGUGUUGUUCGAGAAAUCAUACAAGAGGUCGACUUGAAUUUGAAAUUUGAGUUGGUGAAUAAGAGGAGAAAAUUCCUAUUUGAACUGCUUCGGAUUUCAGUUGCAUCGCAAGUUUCUCAUGCAAAUGACAGUGAUGAGAUGUAUGUUCCCCAUUUUUCCUCUACCAAAUCUAGGAGAUCACCACCCGUCUCCUCAUCUGAAAAUCUUAUCGCAGCACAUGGCCAACUGGAGAGGGCUGGUGUAAUUGACUGUGAAAGUUCCUCAAGAGAUGCUUCUGAAGAUAGUUCUGCCAUUUUAGUCGUCCGAAUAAGCCAUAAGAGGUUCAUCUUGAAACAUUGUCGUGCUUUCAUACAUGUGGACACAAUUGAUAAUGGUCCUGCUAGUCUAAUUGGCGCUUCAGUUGGUGGGGGUUCUAUUUCAGGAGUUGACUUGACAAUCUCCCUCUCUGAAAUAGAAAUGAUCUUAUCUGCAGUUGGGUCCUUGUCUAGAAUUUCCAGUAAGGGGACCACCAAUGAGUCAAAACCCCGGCAGUGGUUUAACAACCAAGAAAUUGUCAGUUCUGUUGAAGAACUGGUUCCAAAUGGAGCCGUCGUUGCUAUUCAAGAUGUUGACCAACAUAUGUACUUUGCAGUUGAAGGUGAAAGAGAUAAGUAUAGUCUAGUUGGUGUUCUUCAUUAUUCUCUCGCAGGAGAACGAGCUUUUUUCAGGGUCAACUACCAAAGUGAAGGCAUGUGGCGGUCCUCCAAUCAAUGGUUCUCCUUGUUAUCUCUGCAUGCUAAGGAUGAGUCAGGUCAACCAUUACGACUAACUUAUCGUCGAGGAUCAGGUUUUGUUGAAGUGUCCAGUAGGUGCGACAGUAGGUCUUCACUUUUUAGAGCAGUCUCCUGUAAGCCUGAAAGCAUCAAGGGCGAUGUUGGCUGGGAUCCUUAUAAUCAAUUGAUCAAAGGCACCUUUUACCUCUUGAACAAGAAAAAUGAUUGUGCUAUUGCCUUUGUCAAUGGGAUCCCUGAGUUUGUUAGGAAGCCCGGAAAUCCAUUCAAGUUGAAAGUUUUCCAGGAGACAGAUUUAUGUCAUAACUCGAUCGUUCCUAAUAGUUCUAUCGAGGCUUCUACUGGUACUAUUCUGCAGCACAAUGGAAAUAUUGCUGAAGGAAUGUCCGGGCAAGGACAAUGUUCCCCUCUCAUUGAUAUUAAAGUUGAAAAAAUUUCUCUCACCAUUGUCCAUGAACUUUUGGAUGAAGAAGACUUGUUCCCUCUCCUGCAGAGUAGUAUUGAUAAUACUCAACUUAUUGUGCAAAUCUUACCUGCAAAAGUUAGAAUUGUUUGCACCAUGACGACUUGGCUGGAUUACUUUGAUUCUGAAGUCACGUCAUGGAGACAUCUUGUAAACCCAGUCGAAGUUUGCAUUUUUUGUCACAGUAGGUUUCUAGUUGAUGACAGAGACAUUGUGAAACACGUAGCACCUCUUUAUUUCUACUGCAGGACAAAGGAGUUGGAUAUAUCCUUAAAUGAAGUUUCUUUAGAUAUACUUCUGUUCGUUAUUGGGAAAUUAGACAUUGCUGGGCCUUUCUCGGUGAAAAGUGCCACAAUCAUUCCCAACCGUUGCAAGGUGGAGAACCAAACAGGUGCAACUCUUCUUUGUCAGUUCUACAGCCAGCAGAGGUUAAAAAUCGCUCAGAUGCAGUCUGCUUAUAUACGGUUGAAGCAUUCAGUUUUGGCUGAUCAAGUGUCUCCACCUGCUGUUUCGAUCCAACUUGGUUUUCUUAGUUCCGUUACAACUGCCCCUAUCCAUCUUUCUCUCUCUGAAACUCAGACAGUUGCAUGGAGGACUCGUAUAGUGUCACUUGAUGGUUCAAAAACUUACCCUGGACCAUUUCUUGUCAUUGACAUCGCAAGGAAUGCUGAGGACGGUUUGUCAAUUGUGGUUUCUCCUUUAAUAAGAGUCCAUAAUGAGACCAACUUCUCAAUGGAGCUGCGCUUUCAAAGACCCCAGCAAGAAAAAGAUGAAGUUGCUUUAGCCCUUUUAAAGAAGAAGGGGACACUUGAUGAUUCCAUGGGUAUGUUUGAUGCUGUAAAUUUGUCUGGGGGAUUGAAGAAAGCAAUAGCAUCCCUAACUCUUGGAAAUUUCUUGUUUUCUUUUAGACCAGAAAUCCCACAGGACCUCUUGAAUACUGGUAGUUCACUUUCAGUCGAAUGGUCAGAUGACAUUAGAGGAGGAAAAGCAGUUCGUCUCCCUGGAGUUUUUGACAAAUUAAGCUACAAAGUCCGCAGAGCAUUAUCCAGUGAAUCAGUAAAAAUAUCCUUUACUACUGCUUGUUGUACUGUCAACUCCAGCAAUUCUUGCAUGGGUAAACUGCAUUUUUUGAUUCAAAGCUGUACUAGGGAUGUCCCUAUCAGACAGCCUGACGAUGGCAAUGAACAUUCACCGGUUGCUUUAAAGGAGCAGAAGGAGAUUUUUCUCCUUCCAACUGUCCGUGUCUCCAAUUUCUUGCAGUCAGAAAUAAUUGUUACUCUAUCUGAUUCAGAUCAAGUUACAACCACUUUUGGGAAUCAGGCAACUUUAUCAUCUGGAUCUACUGCAGAUUUUUAUGCCAAUCCGGCCAUAAUAUACUUCAAUGUAACUUUGACUGCAUUUAGUUCAAGUUGCAAACCAUUGAACAGCAGUGAUUGGGUGAAGAGGCUACUUAAGAAUGGCAAAGACAUCAGCUUUUUGGAUGUAAAUUUGGAUUUUGGUGGCGGAAAGUAUAUUGCAUCUUUAAGAUUGUCUCGUGGACGCAGUGGCAUAUUAGAGGCUUUUAUUUUCACACCAUAUGCCCUGAAGAAUAAAACUGGCUUCCCCCUAUAUAUAUGCACCCCCAAUCAGAAGCCUUUACCAAGGGAUGAAAUGAGGAAGCUUCUUGUCAAUCUCUCCCCUGAUAUGGGGUUAUAUUUGCCGCCAGACAGCAUUACAUCAUGGUUUCUGAAAUCCACUAAACUGCGAAUCCAUUUGUUGGAAGAUCACAUAUGUGAGACAGCGUUAGACUUGAAUUCUUUAUCAGGCCUCUCUGAAGUAAAGUUGGACAUGGACAAGGGAAUGAAGAACAAAUAUUUCACUAAGUUUGGGGUUGCUGUAGCACCAGCAUUUGGUGAGGUCCCUGCCCAACUAGUCACAAUGGUCCCACGAUAUGUUGUGAUUAACAACUCUGAAAAGGAUAUAAUGGUGCGGCAAUGUUAUUUGGAGGACGACAUGGCGAGCAUGAUUAUUGUUAAAAGUGGGCAAAGGGCGGUGCUGAUGCUGUGUGAUACAAUCAACAGGAGGGAAUUCAGUUUAUUUGAAAAUUUCAUCCGAAAGCACAGAAGUUCUAAUGAUGAUUUAGUAUUAUUUGUCCAAUUUCAACUAAGUGGUACUGAUUUUGGUUGGUCUGGGCCAGUUUGUGUUGCUUCUCUUGGGCGCUUCUUUUUGAAGUUUAGAAGGCAACGGCUGAAUCAAGGCUCCGAAUCAAACAAGAAUCCUACUGAGUUCGCUAAUGUUUAUGUGGUAGAAGAUGGUUCUUCUCUUAUUAUGCACUUUCAAAAACCACCGAGUGUGAAACUUCCUUACCGGAUUGAGAAUCGCUUACAUGAUGCUAGAGUAACAUACUAUCAAAAGGACUCAUCAGAAUUUGAGGAUCUUCCACCUGACAGCUGCAUUGAUUAUGUCUGGGAUGAUUUAACUCUGCCACAUAAACUGGUUGUCCAGAUUGGCGAUAUUCAUCAGUUGCAUGAGAUUAACUUGGAUAAAGUCCGAGAAUGGAAGCCGUUUUUCAAAGUCGGACGAUAUGAAGGGUUGUCGUCUCAUAUGCUUCCGAAUAAGAAAUUGCGAAAUGAUAAAAGUAAGGUUGUCGGAUUGAGAGACUUAAUAAAGGUAGGCUAUGAAGUAUAUGCUGAUGGUCCGACAAGGGUUUUAUGUAUCUCUGAGAUUUCUGACAGUCAGAAGGUAGACCAAGCAUUCCACUCAUGUGGAAAGAUAAGGCUGAGAAUUCCUCAUUUGGCUAUCCACAUAUUUGAACUUAAGAAGGUGGAUGGGAGUGAACCCUCUGUUGAUACACAAAUUCUUAUAUCAAGGCUCAGAGAUAUCAAUAUGGAUGCACUUUUUACUGAUCGCCAGAAGUAUAGCCAGAUUAGUGUUCAGUCUUUGGAUGUGGUGCCAAGGUGGGUUGGAGCACCUUUUGCAGCAGUGCUUCGGAGACAUCACUUACCUGGUGAUGAUCCAAAUGAUUGCAUACUCAAAAUUGUGAUUAUCCUACAGUCAACCAAUUCUACUGUUAGGCAUGUGAAAUACUCAUCCAUCAUUCUUCAGCCAGUUGAUAUAAAUCUGGAUGAAGAGACAUUGAUGAAAUUUGUUCCCUUUUGGAGAUCAUCCCUUAGUGAAUCAAAUAAACCAAGCCGACAAUACUACUUUGAUCAUUUUGAGAUCCACCCAAUAAAGAUCUUUGCAAACUUUCUUCCUGGUGAUUCAUACUCAAGUUAUAGCUCAGCCCAGGAAACUCUACGAUCUUUCAUACACAGCGUGGUCAAGAUUCCUCCAAUGAGAAAUGUGGUUGUGGAGCUCAAUGGCGUGUCAGUCACUCAUGCCUUGGUAACAAUGCGUGAAUUGUCUAUCAGAUGUGCACAGCAUUAUACAUGGUACGCCAUGAGGGCAAUUUACAUAGCAAAGGGAAGUCCUUUACUUCCACCAGGUUUUGCAUCAAUUUUCGAUGACUUGGCUUCAUCAUCCCUCGAUGUCUUCUUCGAUCCGUCUCACGGAUUGAUGAAGCUGCCAGGCUUGACAUUAGGCACAUUCAAAUUGCUUAGCAAGAGUAUUGGUGGAAAAGGAUUCUCUGGUACAAAACGCUACUUCGGUGAUCUCAGAAAGACUUUGAUGUCUGCAGGGUCUAAUGUACUAUUUGCUGCUGUUACUGAAGUAUCGGACUCUGUUCUGAAGGGUGCCGAAACUAGCGGAUUUGAUGGAAUGUUUAGAGGUUUUCACCAAGGAAUAUUGAAAUUGGCCAUGGAGCCAUCAGUCUUAGGGAGUGCUCUACUAGAAGGUGGCCCAGAUAGAGUGAUCAAGCUUGAUAAAAGUCCUGGAGUCGAUGAGUUAUACAUCGAAGGGUAUCUGCAAGCAAUGUUAGAUAUGAUCUAUAAGCAGGAGUAUCUUCAAGUGAGGGUUAUUGACAAUCAGGUGAACCUUAAGAACAUGCCUCCGAACAGCUCGCUCAUAGAGGAGAUCAUGGACCGGGUAAGAGAAUUUCUUGUGAGUAAAGCACUGCUGAAGGGAGAUCCUUCGACUUCUUCUCGCCCAUUACGCCAUCUCCGAGGAGAAACUGAAUGGAGGAUCGGGCCCACAGUGAUGACAUUGUGCGAGCACCUCUUUGUGAGCUUUGCGAUACGAAUGCUGAGAAACCAGGCCUCUAAGGUUACACCAAAAAUCAAGUGGAAGAAAGAACCCCAGGAAAGUGGACAAAAGGACGAGGCUGUCGAGGGCCCAAUUGGUGAAGAACCACCACCAAAGGGGCGUUUUAUCUGGAAAUGGGGCAUCGGACAAUUUGUGCUGUCGGGGGUAUUAGCCUAUGUUGAUGGUCGGCUAUGUCGAUAUAUACCUAAUCCAGUUGCCCGGAGGAUCGUCAGUGGCUUUUUGUUGAGCUUUCUUGAUAAAAAAGAUGAUAAAUGAGAUCACCUCGAUCAAGUUGGACACUUGCCUUUGGCUCUUUCUUUCCUCUGUAAAGAAAAAUGGUGAAUUGAAUGUACAGCUUUCUCUGUGCAGACAUAUAUUCAAGAACUGAAAUGGAGAGAAAAAUUAGGUUAUCCCAUCAAUGAAAGGUAUUCACUUUCUGCCAAA
Punica granatum (pomegranate) is the source of this 9749-nucleotide messenger RNA. The record is from RefSeq and is a predicted model, not a curated record. Lineage: Eukaryota; Viridiplantae; Streptophyta; Magnoliopsida; Myrtales; Lythraceae.